This is a messenger RNA of Felis catus (domestic cat), 3664 nucleotides long. It is a transcript of the gene RSPH4A, whose product is annotated as radial spoke head component 4A. Gene Ontology annotation, biological process: cilium movement involved in cell motility; cilium assembly; axoneme assembly. The transcript is spliced from 7 exons. The coding region runs from base 385 to 2547 and encodes 720 amino acids. Gene Ontology annotation, cellular component: radial spoke; axoneme. Lineage: Eukaryota; Metazoa; Chordata; Mammalia; Carnivora; Felidae. The record is from RefSeq and is a predicted model, not a curated record.
CAGCGCUGGAUCAGGACUCGAGGCUCCUCCUUCUUUGCUCCUGCUGCGCCAGACCGGUUCUCAGGUUUCCAACCAAGACUGGUCAACUGCAGGUCGGAUUGGCUGCGGUAGGAAGAGGAGCAGAUGCUCCACCAAAUCACAAACCUAGGAUUUUAAUUUUACUUGGUCUCCUCCCUAGAAUCCUGGCAACUGGUGUGCAUUGUUUCUCUUAGAGGAGAAACCCUUCCUUGCCCGGGUUGCUAAGGAGAUGGGACGCUGUAACUUGCUGAGCAGUUGGGACCCUGAAAUCCUUUAACUGACCUCAGCAAAGCGACUGCCCUGCGUUGCCUCUUUCCAUAUCUGCACUCCUCCUUCAUCCAGAAUUUUUUUUUCUUGACUCUUUCCAUGGAAGACUCGACGUCCCCGAAGCGAGAAAAAGCAAACCAAGAUCCAAGGGAAGCAGGGCAGCCAUGGGAAGAAGUAACAGCAGCUUCUUCCCAAGGUCUUGAGUCUGGGUUAUCUGAGCCCUUGGAAUUGGAGCAGGGGCUGGAAACUGGACCCCAACCCAGAAGCCCUCCUCAGAGCCCACAGUCCAGAGCCAGCAUCCCUCUGGAUGACCUCACAGGACCAGGUGCAUCAUAUCCACCUUCCCCUCCACAGGAGGCCUCUUACACUCCUUCUCCCCCGGCUCUGGCCAGACAGGACCUUGCAGCGCCAUGGCAGUCAGACAAAACCACUAGUGUGAAUCCCGAAGCUGGGACACCUCACUUCCACUAUUUGGAACAAUCGUCUGAUAAAGGAGAAUCGACUGUUUCUCACACAUUCCAAUCAGAAGGAAGCACCUUCCAACAGUCUCAGCAAACCAAACAUGACCUGCAUGGACCAGAAAAUGUGAACUAUAACAACUCUAAACAAAAAGAGCUGAGAUUUAACAUCUUUCAGGACGAAGACUCAAACAGUAACUAUGAUCUGGAUUACGCUGAACCUGGGGUCUCUGAACUGGCCCCCAGCAUGCUUGAGAUCACCAUUCAGAGUGCUAAGGCUUACUUACAGAAGACUAGUAGCAAGUCUGGCUUAAAUUUGUAUGAUCAUCUUUCUGAUAUGCUCGCCAAGGUCUUAGAUGAGCGUCCGGAAAAUGCUGUGGAUAUCAUUGAAAGUAUCAGCCAAGAUGUGAAGAUGGGACAUUUUAGGAAAAAAUUAGAUACACUCCAAAAUGAGAAUGAGAUGCUUCCAACAUAUGAGAUAGCAGAGAAGCAAAGGGCUCUUUUUCUCCAGGGAAAUUUGGAAGGAGCUGACCAAGAACUAGAAGAUGAAAUAGCAGAAAACGCUCUCCCAAAUGUAAUGGAGUCAGCUUUUUAUUUUGAACAAGCUGGAGUUGGUUUGGGCACAGAUGAGACUUACCGCAUAUUUCUUGCUCUCAAGCAGCUUACUGACACCCACCCCAUCCAAAGAUGUCGUUUCUGGGGCAAGAUCUUGGGUCUGGAAAUGAAUUAUAUUGUAGCUGAAGUAGAAUUCCGUGAGGGAGAGGAUGAAGAGGAUGUGGAAGAGGAAGAUGUAACUGAAGAGAGGGACGAUGCAGAUAGCGAAGCUGAUGAAGAUGAUGAAGACCAAUUACCAAGGACCUUUUACAAGACCCCACAGGCUAUACCAAAAGAAGAAAACAGGACGGGUGCCAACAAAUAUGUGUAUUUUGUUUGCAACGAACCAGGAAGACCAUGGGUGAAGUUACCCUCGGUUACGCCUGCACAAAUUGUUACUGCAAGAAAAAUAAAGAAAUUUUUCACUGGGCGUUUAGAUGCUCCCAUCAUAAGCUACCCACCUUUCCCGGGAAAUGAGAGCAAUUACUUACGAGCCCAAAUUGCCAGAAUUUCAGCGGGGACCCACGUCAGUCCUCUGGGAUUCUAUCAGUUUGGUGAAGAGGAAGGAGAGGAGGAGGAAGAGGUAGAAGGCAGACGAGACAGCUUUGAAGAAAACCCCGAUUUUGAAGGCAUCCAAGUGAUCGAUCUCGUGGAAUCCCUAUCCAAUUGGGUUCAUCACGUGCAACACAUUCUGUCCCAGGGCCGCUGUAAUUGGUUUAACCCCAUACAAAAAAGUGAGGAGGAAGAAGAAGAGGAAGAUGAAGAAAAAGAAGAAGAGAAAGGAGAAGAGCCUGACUAUACAGAACAGGAAGUGGGGCCACCUCUUUUGACACCAAUCUCUGAAGAUUUAGAAAUCCAGAAUAUACCACCUUGGACAACACGGCUAUCCUCAAAUCUCAUUCCUCAAUAUGCUGUUGCAGUCCUUAGAUCCAACCUUUGGCCUGGGGCAUAUGCCUUUUCCAAUGGCAAAAAGUUUGAAAAUGUCUACAUAGGCUGGGGUCACAAAUAUAGUCCAGACAACUAUACACCCCCAGCUCUACCACCAGUGUAUCAAGAAUACCCCAGUGGAGCAGAAAUUACAGAAAUGGAUGAUCCUACUGUGGAAGAAGAGCAGGCUUUCAGAGCUGCACAAGAAGCAGCUGUUCUUUCAGCUGAGGAAAAUGAAGAAACUGAGGAAGACGAAGAGGAGGAUGAUUAUGACCAAGAAUAAAAUUAGCCCAGGGUCAAAAUGGAAGACUGAACAAAAGCACAAAUCUCUCUUACCACGAUAAUAAAAGAAAAAGUUAAUAAUAAACAUGCAGAUCUAUAGUCAAAGCAAGAAAAGAAAAGUAUAAAGGAAAAUCAAAAUGGUAAGUAGGGGCCAUUUUAGGAACUAAAUUCUCAGUACCCUCCCCCCAAACUAAGUGGUGAGAUGUGAAAUUAAGCAUAGAGCAUUCAGCAUAAAGCUUGGAAUUGGGAUCAUAGCCUGUUUGGGAGCAGAAGAUCAAAGAGCUGCAUUUAUCAAGCAGUACUGCAAGCAGAGAGGUGCAGCUUGCCCAGGACAGAGGCAGUACCUCCCCAAGGCCAAGACCUUAUGUCAGUCACGAAAGAGGAAUCCAUAGUGAAAGGACUGAGCUAAGCAACCAUGCAUGUAAGGCCUGGUCUGGAAGUGGAAUAAUAGUAUUUAGAAAGUAGCUGAGACUGCUAUGAAGCUGUUUAUUUUCAAAGUAGAUGUGACUUGUCUCAUUUUAGCUGGAUCAGCUGACUUUAAAACUGAACUAAGUCAAUCUGAUAUGUCUGGUCAGAGGCUGCAAUCAAAAGAUUUAAAAUUAGUUGAUAUACCCCAUGGUGGUGAAAAUGAAAAACAAGCUAUUGAGUUAUCUACUGAUGUUCUUUCCAAUGAAAUUCAUUCAAAAAGAGAAAUUAAUUCAAUACUUGGGUGAAAUCAGCCAAGACCAGACAAGUACUGUUUUGGAGCCGAAGAUACAUUAAAGGUUUUGGAAGUGGGAGCUGUAAAGAUUCUAACAGUUUAUGAAAAUCUGGAUAUAACGAGAAAUAUUCCUUAUUGUCAAGGCACAGAAGAAGAGAAAAUUCUCUAACUGCAGAAUAAGAUGAUAAAUCUCAUUUCACUGACAGGACAGGUACAUGAGCUGAUUAAGAACAUGUCCCUGCUGGAAUGGUUUGCUCACAACUAUAAAAAAUUUGGAGCUACACUGGAAAUUGUGAUAAGAAAGAUCCCAGUCUGUGAACGGAUUUGGUGUAAUUGGAAGAAUCUUGCAAUACUGAGCUGAGUUCCACAGAACACAAAGGAGGACAUGAUGAAUUUUUUUACUUUGAUAACUAAUAGC